GUUAGGAAAUGGGAUCGUGUCGACCCGGUUGUUCAUGCUAAUGUUCAGCUUUUUUUACAGUCUAUGGUUCAGCUGCUGCAUGCGUGGAAAUAGACAGUGUAUAAACUGUACAGAUCGGGAUUUCAUGUGCAUUAUUGUCCAAACGUUUUCGCUACACACAGCAGAAAUUAAUAAUCAGUGGUGUAUUAGUGCCUUACAAGACUUUCCGGAAGUUUAAAAGUCAGCGAUGAUUUUGAGACUGUCAAACAGGGCAUGCGUCCUCUCUGGAUCAGCUCGUCUCAAAAGCACUUUGUCAACCUUCUUCGAUGAGAUGGGAAAAGCUGGUGUCAUCCUAAAAUCUGCGUCAACUGGCAUAUUUGAGAACCUGGCCUUAGAAGACUGGAUUCACGAUCGCGUCGAUCUGCAAAACAGAAGCGUGCUGUUAUUAUGGAGAAAUUCGCCCGUGGUUGUCAUAGGAAGGCAUCAAAACCCCUGGCAGGAGUGUAACCUGCCCUUGAUGAGACGCUUGGGGAUCCCGCUAGCGAGGCGUCGCAGUGGAGGCGGGACGGUUUUCCAUGAUUUUGGAAACAUCAACAUGACCUUCUUCACCUCCAAGAAGAAAUACGACCGUCACAGAAAUCUCAAAGUCGUUACUAGUGCAUUAAAGACACUGAGACCCGAUCUAGAUGUCGCAGCAACAGACAGAUUUGAUAUUUUGUUAAAUGGCCAUCACAAGAUUUCAGGCACUGCUGCGAAAUUAGGCAGAACCUCUGCUUAUCAUCACUGUACAUUACUGUGUUCUGUUGACCGUUCAGUAUUGUCCUCAGUCCUGAAGAGUAACACUUCUGAAGUUAUCAAGAGCAAUGCUACCCCAAGCGUUCCUUCCCCUGUCAGGAACCUUUUGGAUGUGGAUCCCACUCUUGACUCCAAUACUAUCAUGGAUGCUAUUGCUUCCCAGUACAAUAAUGAAUUUGGCUUUGACAGCCCAGUCAUCACAGUGGACCCCACUCAUGAAGGUCUCAUGCCUGGCAUUCAUAAGAUGGCACAGGAUCUGCAGCCGUGGGAGUGGAUUUAUGGCAGAACUCCAAAAUUCAGUGUUUGCACAUCUUUAGUGGUGGAUGAUGUGAAUAUUAAGCUUGAUAUGGCCAUCAAAAAUGGUGCUGUAGAACAAUGUGCUAUGGAAAUCCCAGAAGACUGGCUUCCUUCAGAGAUGGUGAAUGAGUUUACAUCAACUCUGAAUGGCAGCAAAUACUGUCCGAGUGAAGCCGCAGUGCUGGUGGCGGCGUUCAUGAGAACCCAUUCAAUGACAGAUGAUGUUGCUGAGAAGAUUCAUAGAUUGUGUGCUGGUGUGGUUUCAGUAAUGUGAAUAAAAACGAAACCAGAAAUGUGAUACUUGUUUCAAAAACUUUAAAGUGGUCUCCUGCACAGUCACACUUUACCCACAGAUACAGAGAUUUAAGAUGAAAAACACAAAUAACGCCACUAAUUCUAUGAUGAAACUCUUGAAAUACUUUGAAAUUUUAAGCAAUCAUUUCU
This is a messenger RNA of Sinocyclocheilus grahami, 1515 nucleotides long. RefSeq names its product lipoyltransferase 1, mitochondrial-like. Gene Ontology annotation, biological process: protein lipoylation. Gene Ontology annotation, cellular component: mitochondrion; cytoplasm. Lineage: Eukaryota; Metazoa; Chordata; Actinopteri; Cypriniformes; Cyprinidae. The transcript has a single exon. Bases 227 to 1345 code for a protein of 372 amino acids. The record is from RefSeq and is a predicted model, not a curated record. Gene Ontology annotation, molecular function: lipoyltransferase activity.